GGAUGAGGCAAGCCAACCGAGUAUUCUGGACCUAGGGACGGGUAAUGGUAGCAUGUUAGCGCUAUUACGCAAACGAGGCGGGUUCAGGGGUGAUAUGGUGGGGGUGGAUUAUUCGAUUCGGAGUGUGGAGUUGGCGAGAGAGUUGCAGAGGUUGAGGAUUCAUUCGGCGUAUUUGUCGGAUUCGGAGGAGGAUGGAUCUGGAUCUGAGGAUGGGAAUGGGGAUGGGGAGAAGGGGGAGGAGGGUGGUAGUGGUGGUGGGAAAGAUACGAAUAUCCGGUUCGAGGAGUGGGAUAUUUUGCAUCAUGGGGAUGUUAUCACCACCACCACUGAUGGCCAAGGGGAGAAGGAGAAGGAGAAGAAGUUGGAUUGGUUCCCGUACGACAAAGGCGGGUUUGAUAUUGUGCUUGAUAAGGGGACGUUUGAUGCAGUGUCGUUGUCGGAUGAGGUUGUUGUGGAAGGCGAGGGGGAGGAUAAGGAUAUGGCUGCGUCGGGGAGGAAGAUCCAACGGCGCGUGUGUGAACGGUACCCUGGGAUUGUGAGGGGGUUGGUUCGAAAGGGAGGGUUUGUGGUGGUUACGAGUUGUAAUUGGACGGAGGAGGAGUUGGUUAAUUGGUUUACUUCUUCUUCUACUUGCACCAGUGGUGGUGGUGGUGGUGAGGGAGAUCGGUUGGUGGUUUGGGGUCGGGUUGAGUAUCCUCGAUUUAGAUUCGGGGGGAGAGAAGGUCAGGGGGUUUGUACGGUGUGUUUUCAGAGAGUGGAGGGGGAGAAGGAAGCUUAGAUGUGGGCUGGGUUGGGUUGGAUUUAGAAUAGAAGAUAUCAAAUAGAUCAAUGGGUUGGUGGUUGCUUUUGGUUGGUUGGGCAUGCAGGUGGCGUUUCUAGGCAUGGCUCUGUGUAAUGAAUGAGAUGGUAUAGAUGGAGGGUAUGGAUGGUUUCUGGAGGUGUUGGUCUAGAUUACUAUAAAUGCAAAUAGACCAUUAUUAUAAUCGGG
This is a messenger RNA of Aspergillus sclerotioniger CBS 115572, 988 nucleotides long. Its product is annotated as putative S-adenosylmethionine-dependent methyltransferase. Lineage: Eukaryota; Fungi; Ascomycota; Eurotiomycetes; Eurotiales; Aspergillaceae. The transcript has a single exon. The record is from RefSeq and is a predicted model, not a curated record. Gene Ontology annotation, molecular function: protein-lysine N-methyltransferase activity. Gene Ontology annotation, biological process: peptidyl-lysine dimethylation; peptidyl-lysine monomethylation. The coding region runs from base 53 to 778 and encodes 241 amino acids. Gene Ontology annotation, cellular component: cytoplasm.